Cydia fagiglandana is the source of this 3202-nucleotide messenger RNA. It is a transcript of the gene Vdup1, whose product is annotated as arrestin domain-containing protein 4. NCBI's taxonomy places the organism in Eukaryota, Metazoa, Arthropoda, Insecta, Lepidoptera, Tortricidae. The record is from RefSeq and is a predicted model, not a curated record. Gene Ontology annotation, biological process: protein transport. Gene Ontology annotation, cellular component: cytoplasm. The transcript has 7 exons. Bases 171 to 1160 code for a protein of 329 amino acids.
UUGGAAUUCCGUAGCCGUGCCGUGCUAGUGAUUAGUGAUUUAUCUAGGUUUGUUUAGUUUUUUUUUACCUUCAUUAUGUAUGAUUGAGUGCUUAGUAAUUAGUGAAACAUACAAUCAUCACAUAAUAAGUGGUUAUCGGUGUGAUAAAUCCAAGUGGGCGGGGCUCCAAGAUGCCGCGGAAGUUGCUGAAGUUCCUGAUCGUGUUCGACAACACGUCGCUGCUGUACUUCCCGGGGCAGUUCCUGUCCGGGAAGGUGCUUAUGGAACUGCAGGAUGACACUCCUGUACUUGGGCUACAUUUCCAUGUAGUGGGUGAGGGAGUGGUCCGCGUGGGCUCCGGCCGCCACGAGCGGCUCUUUGACAAAGAAAACUACAUUGACUUCAGGAUGCGACUGCUUGGUGAACCAGGAAACGGCGCCUCAGUCCUCUCCCCCGGCAUCCACAGUUUCCCCUUCAAGCUGGGGCUGCCGCAGGGGCUUCCCUCCACGUUCCUGGGCACGCACGGCUGGGUGCAGUAUUACUGUAAGGCGGCGCUGCGCGAACCCAACGGCCUCACCCACAAGAACCGCCAAGUGUUUAUAGUCUGCAACCCGAUCGAUCUUAAUUUGGAGCCUCCAGUUCUCUCGCAAGAAUUUGAAUGCAGCGUGGAGCACCGGCUCGGCGUGGGCUGCGUGGGCGGCGGCAGCGUGGCGUGCCGCGUCACGCUGGACCGCGGCGCCUACGUGCCCGGCGAGACCAUAGCCCUGAGUGCGGCCCUGGCCAACCACUCCCGGACCACUAUACGCGGCACCCGCGCUACUCUCACGGAGACCAUCCAAUACUCGGCUCACGGCAAAGUGUGCGCCAAGGAAGUGCGUGAGCUAGCCGCCCUGACGCGCGGCAAAGUAAGACCCGGCGGCACCGACACGUGGCGGCGCGAGCUGCUGUACAUCCCGCCGCUGCCGCCCACCAACCUGCGCGGCUGCCAUCUCAUACAAGUGCAGUACGACGUGUUUUUCAUAAUCGAGCCGAAGAGCCUGGAGAAGGAAGUGAAGCUACAGCUCCCGAUCCUCCUCGGCACGUACCCCUUCGCUUCAGAGCGGGACUCCGCCCCUCCCCCCAUCUACCCCAGCACGCUGCCCAUCUUCCGACCCUGGCUCGCCGAGAAACCACAACAUUGACACCACACAACAACUCCUGGUGUUACUAGGUGCCUAAUAGGUACUUAACUCUUCUCGUCUAAAUAGGAAUCGGUCUAUGGCUGAACGUAGCUCGUAGCCAUCUUUCGCCCAUGGCUGGCUGAGAAAAUACAGGAUUAAAUCUGAUGACAUCUAUAUCGGCAUCGGCGAUGAAUAUGUCUGUCAUAUUCUGUUGAAGACCCUGGAAAAUACUGGGUACCUCCUCGUUCGUAUUUGAACGGACCUCGUCUUCUUAACUUCUUUCCACUCAUAACAAAGGCAGUCCUUUCGGUAGCCCACAACCGCUUAAAAGAAUAAUGGCUUUGAAGAACACAUUUACUGCCAGCACGCGCGUCGAAAAGCGUCUACUACCAAAAAACCCGCCUAACGGGUCUGUAUCCCAUUAUACGAUAACUAUAAAUCUAGGAAUCGAAAUCUAGAUCUGUACUGUCUGGGUACAUGCUCAAAAAAUUCUUAGACUAAAUUAAACCAUUAUUUUAUUGCGUGGAAUUGACUUUUUAUAUCGACUUAUUUCUAAUGUACUACUAUUUUGUAAUUUAAUUCCUCGCAAUAAAUGUCGGUGUGUAUUAUUUUUGUGUACGUUCUUUUCCAAUUGUGAAAUGUACUUUAAUAUGAAAAUGCAUAAUAAAUACACUUAGGUUUUGUAAGCUAUAAAUACACAAAUACCGCAAUACGUGCUUCGCGUCUAUUUCAAACGUAUUAACCCUUUGACGGCCGUUCGUCAUAUCAAAAAUGUCACACACACGCCAAUAUUACUAGAUUACUAGUACACGAUUGAAGACUGUCAAUAAAAGUUUACCUUCAUUGUAAGCAUGAAGGUUAAUUUUUGGCGUUCAAAGGAUUAAGUAUUUGUAUCUUCGAGUAACACCGGCUUCCGACACGUCGGAAGGGAGGGGCCCAAGCGAUAUCUCACCGUACAAAUCUUUCUGCCAUUUUUCGCGGGGGGAAGGUGCACACAGUCGCACUUCUCACACACUUACAUACAAAAUCCAAUCAGAGGCCCUACCGGGAACCACGUUCCACGUGUUGCCUCUCUAUGGCACUUGUAAAUUCAUACGUAAGUGUGACAGGGAGGCAACACGUCAAACGUGGUUCGCAGUAAGCCCUCUGUAAUGACGACACAAAUACAUAGAAAAUGACACACGUCAAAGACGAAUCUUGCAAACCUCGUUCUCUUUUUCUGUACGGACGAGUGACUAGUGUCACAACACGCACACUAACACAUUUUCGUUGAAGUAUGUCAUUGUAUUCUGAGAGAUGAGAAGUCGGAUUUGUCGCUCGACCGAUCCGCAAUUUGUACUGAGCGAGCAAAAUCGAUAAAUCCAACAAUUACUUGAGACUAAAAUAUAAUAAUUGUAUUUAAAUGUAAUUAAACGUAUGAUAUGUAAAAAAAAAUAUUACAUGUGAAAUGUAACACUUUCUUUUUGUAAAUUUGAUGUCCCCGACCUCUUUUUAUAGCAAAAAACCGAGCAAACAGGCAUUUUUGUGCAGCAGUGUUCACGCGCGCGUCUGGACUCUGUCUAGUGAAAAAUCCAAGUGCAACUAGUUUUAUUACCCGCGCUAGAUUAGAUUGACGCGCUAAUCUUGUACCUCGGCAGAGGGGAAAUAGUGCGAUGCCGCCUCCCUUCCGUGUUGCUCGAAGAUUUGUAUAGAUAUUUUUUUUGUAAUUUCACAUAUUAGCGGCGCACUUUCCCACUUAUAAAUGACUUUUGUGCCAUCACAUUACUGCAGUUAUUUUUAUUAUUUAACACGUGUUUAUUAGGUCGUUUAACAAUGAAUUUUAUGUGUUUUAUGUUUUUAUCAAUUUUCUCGAAUUACUUAUCGCAAUAAUUACAGGUACUUUUAAGGUAUAAAAAAUGGAGUAUAUGUAAUUAGGUUUAAGAUUCGUGUUAUUUACGUCCUGAAUAUGAUAUUUUAUAACUAUAAAAAUGUAUUUUUAAUAUAACAGUUUAUACGACUAACCUGUGAUAAACCAGUCCGUCCAGUGUAUAUGAUCUAUAAAAAUAAAAUAUACUUUUUAGGAA